GCAAGCGCAGAAGGAAGGCGGACGACAAACCUCCAGGGCGCGCCCUUCCCUCCCUCUCUUUCCGGCCUCCUCCCACCGCGCAGGCGCAGAGGGAACCAAGAUGGCGGCUCCCGUGGAUCUGGAGUUGAAGAAGGCCUUUACAGAGCUUCAAGCCAAAGUUAUUGACACUCAACAGAAGGUGAAGCUUGCAGACAUACAGAUUGAACAGCUAAACAGAACGAAAAAGCACGCACAUCUUACAGACACAGAGAUUAUGACUUUGGUAGAUGAGACUAACAUGUAUGAAGGUGUAGGAAGAAUGUUUAUUCUUCAAUCCAAGGAGGUAAUUCACAAUCAGCUGUUAGAGAAACAGAAAAUAGCAGAAGAAAAAAUUAAAGAAUUGGAAAAUGAGGAUAUUGGUCAGAUAGUGGUUUCUGAAACAAGUAGGAAGAAUACUGGCACAAAAACAGAAAAAGUCCUACCUGGAGCGGAGCGUGAAAGAAGCUGAGGACAACAUCCGAGAGAUGCUUAUGGCACGAAGGGCACAGUAGGAGGCCUCCGCGGGAAGCUUCUCCCCUUGACACUCCUACUCCCGGCAAGGGCAGAGGGGCCUGUGCGGGGAAGCAACCUCUGCUCUGAUGGGCAUUUUUUCUGGACGGUCUGGUAACACUGUUUUCUACAUCACCCUAAGCCCCUGUAUUUUUUAUCCUGGCUCUGCGGGCCACCCCUGCCCAGGGCACUCCUCUCCCCUGGGGGUGCGGCAUGAGCACCCAGGAGAGGGAGGAGGGGAGCCAGGACGCACCGGGGAGCUCUGCUGAGCCGCCUGCUAGUCACGCUGGGCGGACCAAUAAAAGGCCUCCGUCCCGC
Molecule: messenger RNA, 846 nt
Organism: Manis pentadactyla (Chinese pangolin)
Lineage: Eukaryota; Metazoa; Chordata; Mammalia; Pholidota; Manidae
Gene: PFDN1
Product: prefoldin subunit 1
Exons: 5
Coding region: 101-487 (128 amino acids)
Biological process (GO): protein folding
Cellular component (GO): prefoldin complex; cytoplasm
Molecular function (GO): protein folding chaperone
Source: RefSeq, a predicted model, not a curated record